AUGCUAAAGCAGAUACACUUGAGCAUCCCUUUGGUGGACAUGCUCUGUGAGGUCCAAAAAUAUGAAAAAUAUAUUAAGGAUAUAGUGGCAAAUAAGAGGAGGUUAACUGAAUUUAAGACCAGCGCACUUACUGAGGAGUGCACUUCCAGGAUUAAACAUAAGCUUCCACAAAAGCUUAAGGAUCCGGCUAGAUUUACCAUCCCCGUGAGGAUUGCUGAAAUUGAUGUUGUGUUCAAACAAUUGGGAUUAGGAGCUCCGAGACCCACCACGGUGCUGCUACAUUUAGCUGACAGAUCUUAUGUUUAUCCUGGGAGGGUAAUUGAGGACGUCUUGCUGCAGAUUGGGAAGUUUAUUUUCCCUGCAGAUUUUAUCAUCCUGGACUACGAGGCUGAUGAAAGCGGUCUUCAAUGGAUAUCGAGUCAUUCAGUUGCCUCGUCAUUACGAGAUGACCUGUCCAUGAUUUUUGUAGUGAAGAUAAAUGAACCAGCCGUAGAGCCAAGUGCAUUUAAAGAAGAUGCACUAGAAAAGACAUUGAUGUUGUUCAAUUACUUGGAACUGGAGCAAGAGGUUGUGGAGAUGUUGCAAAUUUUGGAUGCAUCUUGUGAAUACAUAAGAGAAAGAUCCCAGUUUGAGCCUCUGGAUAGGCCAAUCGGCCUUCCCCCUAGACCCUCAGUAGGGGAGGAAGAAAAGCUCUUAAGGGUGCGGAGGGAGCACAAUCAUGCCAUUGGUUGGACAAUGUCUGACAUAAAGGAUUAUAGUAAGUUGAAUAAUGCUACACGAAAAGAUCACUUCCCCCUCCCCUUCAUUGAUCAAAUGCUUGACAGGUGUGAGGAGACUAAUCUGGUACUGAAUUGGGAAGAGUGCCAUUUUAUGGUAGGUGAAGGUAUAGUGUUGGGGAACAAGGUGUCCAAAGAUGGAUUGGAAGUUGACAAAGCUAAGGUGGAAGCAAUUGAAAAGUUGUUAGAGAAUGAUGCGCCAUUCAAGUUUGACGAUGCUUGUCUGAAAGCAUUCGAGGAGGUGAAAAAGAAGUUAGUGAGUGCACCAAUCAUAGUGGCUCCUGACUUGAAAGAGCCAUUUGAGCUGAUGUGUGACGCUAGUGAUGGUGCAAUUGUGGCCGUGUUGGGCCAGAGGAGUAGAAAAUCUUUUCACUCCAUUUACUGCGCAAGCAAGACUGUUACUCCUGCUCAAAUAAAGUAUACUGUGACAGAAAAGGGGUUGGUUGUUGUAGUGUUGGCGUUCGAUAAAUUUCGGGCCUAUUUGGUUGGAACCAAAGUCAUCGUCUACACAUACCAUGCAAUCUUCAACUAUUUGUUCGAAAAGAAAGAUGCUAAACCAAGGCUAAUCAGUUGGGUUUUACUCUUGCUGGAAUUUGAUUUGGAGAUCCGAGAUC
Messenger RNA from Nicotiana tabacum (common tobacco), 1390 nucleotides. NCBI's taxonomy places the organism in Eukaryota, Viridiplantae, Streptophyta, Magnoliopsida, Solanales, Solanaceae. The record is from RefSeq and is a predicted model, not a curated record.